UAUAUCUCUGGUUACCGUCACUAAUUAUAACCUAACUUUUUGUUUGUUGUUAAUAAUUGUCAAAUCAUUCAAAAUGCUGUUCGGUGAAAUUGUGGAGCCGGGGACAAGGGCUUUAAUAUUCGAUGAUGACGAAUUCCCCGAAUAUAAAUCCAUUGAACCAGAAUGGAAGGGAAAAAUCACAAAUGAAAUUGAAACAUUGCUUUUUGUGGAAAGUGAAAAAAUUUUAACGCUCGUAAAAAAGUUUGUAAUCGCCUCCAAAACUCCCACAUUAUCUUUAGUGAAUGGAGGUAUAAAUUUCUUUGAGGUUUCACAAAAUAAAUAUGUUGUUUUAUGUGAAGACAACAAAAACUACUGUUCUGGAGAGCUUAUUACUAUUUUAAAGGACUACAUUUUAAAGGCAAAGUUUUUAUAUUCAAUGACAUCUAAGGCAAUUGUAUCAUAUGAAAAUCCUGACCUAACUAAUAGGUCCGACACACUUAUUAAAUGUCUAUCAACAAAUGAAGCAAAUACAUAUGGAUACACUAAAUUAGAAUCACCAAAUAUUAUCACAGGAUUGGGGGCAAAUAUUUUGUCAUAUUCUGUACACACAAAUUUACAGUGUUCUUUAUUUAAUGCAUACAUGGAUAAUUCUCCAUUAGAUUCAAGGAAUUCUACACCUAUUUUAAAUCUUAUUGGCAAGCUAGGUUUUACUGUUUUGCCAUGUGAUUUGAAAAUGAAUGCACCAGCUCAUAAUCUUUAUAUGUAAAUAAAGUUUUAUACAUUUUA
Molecule: messenger RNA, 765 nt
Organism: Aethina tumida (small hive beetle)
Lineage: Eukaryota; Metazoa; Arthropoda; Insecta; Coleoptera; Nitidulidae
Gene: PSMG1
Exons: 3
Coding region: 74-745 (223 amino acids)
Biological process (GO): proteasome core complex assembly
Cellular component (GO): endoplasmic reticulum
Molecular function (GO): proteasome binding
Source: RefSeq, a predicted model, not a curated record